CCAUCCAUGAUCGUUGGGUGGGAAAAUUUCGAAAAAAUACGCAAAAUUUGGAAUUUUGAUAUUUUUGGCGUUUCCUAUCCUGCGCGCAGGACGGAGAAAAGAAGAUAUCUGGCAAGUGGUAUAUGCAUGAGGGUAAACGUCACCUGGGGCAUGGCGCAGUGUACUGAGAUAGCUCAGCAGUUGGCGCUGUUUAGGCUCAAUAACGUUUGCGUCGAUUACAGAACUUAGCUCGCCUACCACACACGCAUUCUUACACAGCCUGUUCCAAUGGAAAGAUUUAAUGAUUGUAAACAUGCGCAAAAUUUGACUAUCUCAUGAACUACAUUUUGUAAUCUGAUUUUUUUUGAUACUGUAAGUGGACAGGAAUGUGACAUACACAUGGCAGAUGGCCGUUUUCAUUUCUUGAAUAUAUGAAGUUGAAGUUGCAGAAAGAAAAACGAAACGCAUUUGCUCUGUGGCGCCGCGUGAGCUCGGCAACGUGUAAACCAUUGGAGUACUUAUGACGUCUUAUGACGUAGGGUGCGCCACAUAGCCAAUAGCAUGUCGUUGAUAAUGGCCCCGCUUGUGCUCUUCUCCAAUGACGACAAGUCGUACUCGUCACGACACGAGCGGCUUUAUCAGACGAGAUGCCGGCGGAGACGUGUGUGGCGGAAAGGGCAACGUCACACUUGACUGCACGUAACCAUCUGACCCACACGUCACGUCUCUUCACGCUCACACCUACGCCUUCGAAUUUUGAUCUUCUUUAUUACGUGGACUUCUCAUCAAUCUCUGAAGCUGCAUUCUCGGCGUCUCGCCAGGAGCGAUGAAGGUGUCGGUGCGGAUCCGCGGCGAAUGGCUGGCUGUGCCAUGCCGAGACGGAAAGCAGACUGUGUAUUGGCUUGGCGAAGAAGCGCUACGACGCUACAUGAAGCUUAAGCCCGUUUCUUACAUGGACGGCCGCGUUGAAACUAUCUUCGAAAUCCGUAAGACGCGUGGCGGUGCCAUCUUGGACGGGGACGACGUUCUUAAGAACGUCCUCGAUGACAACGACUUCGUAUCUGUAGUACUGGAAACGGACAAGCCUUCGCCAGUUACAGGCCCGGCAGAGAUUACGUACAUUCCGGAACAAGUUCCUGGGAAGUUCAAGGCUCCAACACAGGUAAAAACGACCGAUAAUCUGGUUAUGGUACUCGACGGGAACAACAUGACGCCGGAUGAUCUGCUUGAACUCGGCAAAGGAAAAUACAAGAUUCAGUUGUCAAAUGAGUCCAUUGAGAAAGUCAAGAAGUCUCGAGACAUGCUGGAAGCCAUUUUGAAAGACAAUAAAGUCGCUUAUGGGCUGAACACGGGAUUUGGAAAAUUUGCACGGGUAGUGAUUCCGGACGAGAGCCUGAAGGAGCUUCAGGAAAAUCUUGUGCGAUCGCACUCUGCAGGUGUUGGAAAUCCACUAUCCCCCGAAAAGACCAGGAUGCUGUUAGCGCUUCGAAUCAACGUCCUGUCCAAAGGCUACAGCGGUAUUUCUCUGGAGGCGCUCAACCAGCUCGUCGAUGCCUUCAACGCAUCUUGUCUGUCCUGGGUUCCUGAACAAGGAACUGUUGGAGCCAGCGGAGACCUGGCACCGUUAGCGCACCUUGCCUUGGGACUCAUUGGAGAGGGAAAGAUGUGGAGCCCAGAAACCGGAUGGGGAGAAGCAAAAUAUGUGUUGGAAUCUCAUAAGCUCAGGCCGAUCAAACUUAAACCGAAAGAGGGAUUAGCUUUGUUGAACGGAACACAGCUCAUCACGUCGAUUGGCGCUGAAGCUGUUGAACGUGCAACGGUUCUGAGUCGACAGGCAGAUGUGGUAGCUGCUUUGACCCUUGAUGUCUUGAAAGGCACGACAAGAGCGUUUGAAAGCGAUAUUCAAAAGAUAAGGCCACACUGGGGUCAAGGUCUUGUAGCAAAGAGGUUGCGUGCCCUACUUCACUCUGAAACAUUCCCAUCCGAGAUUGCCGAGAGCCAUCGGUUUUGCCAUCGAGUUCAGGAUGCUUACACCCUGCGAUGUUGUCCGCAGGUUCAUGGCAUUGUCCAUGACACAAUCGACUUUGUCAGAGGAAUCAUCACGACAGAAAUGAACAGUGCAACGGAUAAUCCUCUCGUAUUUUGUGAAAGAGGGGAGAUCAUUUCUGGUGGCAACUUUCACGGAGAGUACCCAGCCAAGGCCCUGGACUACCUGGCAAUUGGAGUUCAUGAAUUGGGCAGCAUGAGUGAACGUCGAAUUGAACGACUCAUCAACCCAGCCUAUAGUGAACUACCAGCAUUUCUUGUGCAAGACGGUGGUCUGAAUUCGGGCUUUAUGAUAGCUCACUGUACCGCUGCUUCCCUAGUAUCUGAAAGUAAAGUGCUUUGCCACCCUGCAUCCGUUGACUCCAUUCCGACAAGCGCUGGCACUGAGGACCACGUAUCCAUGGGUGGCUUUGCAGCCAGGAAGGCACUACAAGUCGUUCAGAACGUGGAACGCAUAAUCGCAAUAGAGUUGCUUUGUGCCUGCCAGGCCAUUGAGUUUCUCAGACCUCUCAGGACCACUGCUCCUCUGGAAGCUGUCUACAAGCUUGUGCGACUGCUGGUCAAGCCUUGGGAUAAGGACCGAGUAAUGGCCCCGGACAUUGACUCGGCAACGGAACUCCUGAAGGAGUCUCGACUCUGGGACGUUGUGAAGCCCCACAUGGAUCAUUUCUUCCUCGUGCAGGAAGAGGAGACACGAAUGCCUUCACCAACCACUUCGGAAAUAAGUACUGGGAGCAUUGCUAAGAAGCGCAGGGUUGACUACAACGAAUUCUGAGCCAGGUUCGCGGGUUGUGUCCAGGAUGUUGUUUCUUCACGCAGGUCAUAAAAGAGGAGAAGGAACGGUUGUGUCGUGGAAAGACUUUGAAUGUUGGCGUUGCAGCGCAUCCUACACGCAGUUUUACACAAGUACAUCUUUUAGUACAUUUAAUUUCAACUACCUGGCAAACGCAAACAAGUACUUCUCAUGCAUGUGGAGUAUGUUGUGUGGUACUACCUGGGGUCACGUCGUCUGACCUGUAUCGCGUACAAACGGAAGUACGUCUGGUGGGACUCGUGCAGCGAGGAGCAUGCACAGGGCUACAAGAUACGAAGAAAGUCUUUAGAAUAAAGUUAGACUUGACGCAGA
Messenger RNA from Ornithodoros turicata, 3151 nucleotides. Its product is annotated as histidine ammonia-lyase-like. Bases 806 to 2800 code for a protein of 664 amino acids. NCBI's taxonomy places the organism in Eukaryota, Metazoa, Arthropoda, Arachnida, Ixodida, Argasidae. Gene Ontology annotation, molecular function: histidine ammonia-lyase activity. The transcript is spliced from 19 exons. Gene Ontology annotation, biological process: L-histidine catabolic process. Gene Ontology annotation, cellular component: cytoplasm. The record is from RefSeq and is a predicted model, not a curated record.